AUGGCCAGCACUGCGACCGAAGAUGCCUGCGCCAAGCUCCCGCCCGCCAGCUCCGACUACAAGUCCAAGGGCAGCUGGGACACUAUCGCGGGUCUCAACACGUACAUAACCGGGUCCCCCGACGCCCGGCGCGCCAUCAUCUUCAUCUACGACAUUUUUGGCCCGGCACCGCAGACACUGCAAGGAGCAGACCGCCUCGCCUCCACCGUGGGCGCCGUGGUCCUAGUCCCGGACUUUUUCGAGGGCGUCCGCGCCCAGCCGGCGUGGAUGCCGACGGACACGGAGGAGAAAAAGGCCGCCUUUGCGCAGUUCCGCGCCGAGCGUGCAGAUAUCGCGCGGGCCGUGGACCGGCUGGUGGCGGUGCGAGCGGCGGCGGGGGAGCGGUGGAGCGCCGUGGAUGACGAGGGCGGAUGGGCCGUCUUUGGGCUGUGCUGGGGCGGCAAGGUUGGCGUGUUGGUCUCGGGGAAGGGAAAUGAGGGAAAUGGUCGGAGGUUUGCCGCGAGUGGAACGGCGCACCCAUCUCGGCUCGAUGCCCAGGAUGCCGAGGCACUGAACGUGCCGUACAUUUGCCUGGCGUCUCCUGGAGAACCUGCCGAUUUGGUGGCGCAGUACGCAGAAAUACUGUCCAAGCCUGGCAAGACUGGUGUGGUGGAGACGUAUAGCUCAAUGUUCCACGGUUGGAUGGGUGCGAGGGCGAAGCUGGAUGAUGAGCAAAAUCGGGCAGAGUAUGAACGGGGAUAUCGUCAGGUUGCGGAAUUCUUUAGCAAGCAUCUGUCACCGUAA
Molecule: messenger RNA, 783 nt
Organism: Pestalotiopsis fici W106-1
Lineage: Eukaryota; Fungi; Ascomycota; Sordariomycetes; Amphisphaeriales; Sporocadaceae
Exons: 2
Coding region: 1-783 (260 amino acids)
Molecular function (GO): hydrolase activity
Source: RefSeq, a predicted model, not a curated record